This is a messenger RNA of Darwinula stevensoni, 1724 nucleotides long. Lineage: Eukaryota; Metazoa; Arthropoda; Ostracoda; Podocopida; Darwinulidae. The record is from the annotation of a GenBank genome assembly.
UUUUCUUUGAUUCUGAGUAAGAUCUAGAUAUGAUUGGCGAAGUCUUAGUCCUAUAUGAUUAUGAUGCCUCAGAGCCAGAUGAGCUGUCCAUUCGUCAAGGAGAUGUUAUCCAAGAUGCAAUACAAAUGGAAAGCGGUUGGAUGAAAGGAUCUUUGAAGGGAAAGCAAGGUGUUUUCCCUGAAAACUUUGUCAAGAUUACAAGUCAUGAUAUGGCUGUUCCCCCCUCAUACAAAGGGAUCCCAAAGAAAUGCAAGGUUCUCUUCCCAUAUGACCCAUGCAGUACAGAUGAGCUCAAGUUGACUGUAGGUGACAUGAUAAAUGUCAUUGAAGAGGUGGAAGAGGGAUGGUGGAAAGGACAACUUAAUUCUCAGGUUGGGGUGUUUCCAUCAAAUUUUGUGUCGGAAGUUCGAGAGAAGAAUCAGAGUGGAAGGCAUGCACCUUCCUCUACCUCUCCCUCAGCUGAUGAUCAUAGAGGUGAUCUUUAUCAUUCCUAUGCAAGUCACUUCUCUGGCUCUCCAUCCUCAGUGCUGUUCACUCCAUUGUUUUAUUCUUUAGAUGUCAAGAAGCCUCAUGGCAGCACAUAUUCCAAUGAAGCAUCUAGUCCUGUACCUGUUCUUCCACCAAAGCCUGUCAAAGAGAAGUGUCGAGUCGUGUUUGCAUAUGAUGCCGAGAAUCAGGAUGAACUCACACUUCGAGAGGGGGACAUUGUGACCAUUGUGUCAAAAGAUGUGGAAGAUCCAGGCUGGUGGAAGGGAGAACUCCAAGGCCGCAUUGGAGUCUUUCCUGACAAUUUUGUUCAAAUCAUCACUGAUUCUGACCAGUUCCCCGAUCCUGGAAGUCCAAUGCACCCUUCAGGGACAAAACCAGUUAUUGGUGGCGAAGGUUCUAGUUCUAUGAAUAAGAAGGAGGUGGCAUCCUCACACCCUGGCAGCAGGGAAGAAUUGAAGCCACACAUUGGGACUUUUAGUGGAAAGGAUUCCUUUGAUGGUGAAGCUGAGAAACAAAAGGAGAAGCAAUCAAGUGAAAAAAGAAGUCAUACAGAUGCUGUAAACAAUAGUCCCAGAGCAAAACCUCCUCAGAGGCCCACUGAUUUGUCUGAUCAAGGCAUCAAGCAAUCAAAGAAAGGAGGGCCAUCUAUUCUGGCCCAUAUAAACCUCCAUACUCCUGAAAGGGUUAAUGGAGUUGAUGCUCAAGGAGGCCCAGGAGCUUCCUCCAUUGUGCUGAUCCUUGCCCACAGACUGAAGUUCAUCAGUUUUGCCAGCUCGUGUCGAGACCAACCUGUGCAUCUGUGGGGUGGUGCAACUGGGAUGCUGAUUGGAACUUUUCUUCCAUUGGAUCACUUGGAACUGAUCCCUCGGGCCCAUUCACUCUGCUUCACGCCAUGUGGCCAUCGUCUCCGAUGUGGCUUUCCUGAUGGACUCAUUCACACCUUCCAUCUGGAUCGUCCUGGAAAGGCUGCCAUCCGCUCCCUCAAACCGCUUUCACGUAUGAUGCCAUUUCGUCAGAGGGGAAUCAUCUCAUGCAUUGCAGAGUGCCCAGCAUUAAAGGGCUUUUAUGCGGCUGGUUCAUACAACCGAACAAUUGGGUUGUAUUCAGAGGAUACAAAGACCAUGUUGUCCAUCCUUGAAGGUCAGCUGGGAGGAGUCACUCAUCUUCAAUUCUCUAGGGAUGGAACAUUCCUCUACAGUGGUGGGAGGAAGAGCAUAAGAUGCAAGAGACAAUAG